Molecule: messenger RNA, 2046 nt
Organism: Dermacentor silvarum
Lineage: Eukaryota; Metazoa; Arthropoda; Arachnida; Ixodida; Ixodidae
Exons: 9
Coding region: 1-2046 (681 amino acids)
Molecular function (GO): monocarboxylic acid transmembrane transporter activity
Source: RefSeq, a predicted model, not a curated record
AUGUCAGGUCAGCAGGAGCAGCCGUCGCCGUCGCCGCCACCACCGCCACCGCCUCCACAGCAGUACCCGGAUGUUCUCGCACCCGACAGCCGCCACAGCUGGAUAAUCGCGGCUGCUGCUGCCUGGAACGUGUUCUGCUGCUCGCUGCUGCGUCGCACCAUGCCCGUGAUGUUCCGUGCAGUGGGAGAUGCGUUUGCCACCAGCUCCAAGGGGUCGGUCGCCUGGAUGAACGCCUUCAUCUACAGCCUGGCAUACACGCUGUCUCCGGUGACGUCUAUGCUGAGCCGCAUCCUGCCUUUGCGUUCGCUCUCCGUCGCGGGAGCCAUCUUAGUAGGGGCAAGUCAAGUGAUCUGCUUCCUCCUGGGCAGUCUCGCCACCAUGGUUGCCGUGAUCGGACUCUUGUGCGGUCUGGGAUCGGCGCUGUCCACGGUGGUCGACGAGAUGGCGCUGCACCUUCACUUCGAGAAGCAGCGCCGCAAAGCGCUCGCUCUCUACGGAGCGGCCUUCUCUUUGUCGGCGAUCGUGUACCCGCCGGUUUUCCUGACCCUGGUGGACACCUAUGGCCUCAACGGAGCGCUGCUCGUUUCCGGCGCGCUCUCGCUCAACGGUAUUGCGGGAUCAGUGGUUAUCACCAGGCCCGUGUGGUUACCACCGGACAUUCCGCUGCCACCGUUGUAUUCGCGCGCAUCGGCUAUCGUGGCACAAGUGGAGGCACCGCCGCCUGCGCAACCUCAGGAGAAGGAUGCGAAAGGAGACGCAGCCGGAAUCGCGAAAGACGCGCUCACUGCCGACAUGCCGACUCGAGCAAGGCAAACGACUUCCAACUUGCAGCUGCCGGAUCCGGUCGGCAAGCACAGCGAAGACCCUGCCUCCAUAGCUGGCCUGCCAUCGGCUGCGCCAUCAGUUGCUACCUCGGUCGUAGCCUCGGGUUUGACAUCAGGCGCAGCCUCAGGAGCGGCCUCGGGGUUUGCGUCCGUCGAUGGCAUCCUGUCACCUUCAUCGCCGGCGUACCACGUCGCUUUCGCCGCCUCCGCCUUAAGAACAGAGGCGAGCGUAACAACCCCGCAAGGAGAAACGGGGGCCGCUGACACGUGCGGUAUGUCGAGCAUCGCCCUGGUGGCUCUGGCCGAACAGCAGGGCGCCACGAUCGACAACGUCUUUCGACACAAGGGGGCAUCGCCGACGGCGGCGGGCUCAGAGGUAGACAACACGAUUGGCGUCGUUCUGGUCUUCUACUGCGCCCUUACGUCGCUGUCGGUGACUGCCGGAGCAGUGGUCUACGACUACGCCAUGGCUGGUGACCGCCGCCGGUCCGUGUCGGCCGCCGUCGUUCUGGUCUCUCUGGGGGUGGGAGACCUGCUCGGACGCGUCGGCUACGAGAUCCUACUUGCCACCGGGGAACACCGCAAGGUGAUGGCGGUGCAGGCGUUCUUGCAGGGCGGCGUGCUUUUCCUCAUGGCGCUCGCCGAGGAGAUCUUCCUGCUGGUGCCGGUCAGCUUCGCCCUGGGCUGGCUGAGCAGCACGCUGGACAUGCUGCCCGUCCCUGUGCUGCGGCGAUUCGUGGAGCCGGACAUCGUGGACAAACAGCUGGGUCUGUGCCGCGGAGCGUCGGGCGUCGCAUGUCUGCUCGGGCCGGCGCUAGUCAUGAUCUUCCGCGACGGCGGAUCCAAGUCGUACUCGGCGGUGUUUGUCGUGUCCGGGUGCCUGUCACUCCUGGCCGGCACACUCUGGCUUCCGGGCCUCAAGAAGGAGCUGGACGAGGCCCGAGCGAAAGCGGCCACCGCGGUUGCACCUCCUGCAGCCAAGGGGGUCGACAUGAACGCAGUAGUAACCGCGGAAGAGGCUGCCGAUCAACCGGAACCGGAAAAGCACGACCCGGAUGCCGUGCAAGCCGGCAACGCAGAGAACCACUCCCCUGAAGCGGACGCGGCUGGACCACGCGCGCACCCACCCAGUGAAGCCGAACAAGUUCUGUCCGACGAAGCUGAAGCCCAGGUGCCUCCUCCUGGCUCGCAUCCCGGUGGCGCCCGUCCAGGGGGGCCUUAG